Molecule: messenger RNA, 540 nt
Organism: Striga asiatica
Lineage: Eukaryota; Viridiplantae; Streptophyta; Magnoliopsida; Lamiales; Orobanchaceae
Source: the annotation of a GenBank genome assembly
AUGGAAUUGGACUUGAGCUCCGGGAACUCUGCCACCCGCAACGCGACUGCAUCGCUCUGGAAGCCAACAAAAAGAGCCAAGCCAUCUAACGAGUUCACCAAAAUCAGUAGUCGCACACGGAAGGCCUCGUUUGAUGGUCUUCUUAGACGGGUCACAGCCGUCGGCAUACAAUCCAUCAAACUCAAAUGCUUCAACUACGUAUUGAGUCACCACGAGGAGAUCUUGAUCCUGCCCGGCCACUACCAGAUGCUCCACUGGCUCACACCUUGUUUUGAAAACGAUAUGUAUAUGGAGGUGUAUUAUUGUUCAAAUCUUUACUGUAUACUUGUCAAGAGAUGCCCCUGGAUGGACAUGUGCUCGGAAGUUAUUGACAUCAAGCGAGUUCACAGAGAAGAACAAGAACUAAACCUAAAAUCAUCUCCUGUGGGAAUAUUUAACUCCAAAUCUUUUUCAAAUGGCUGGAAAACCUGCUUGAUCUUUUCUGCAUCAACGGCCUUAAGAGACGAGGGUUCCCACUGCACAAGUUUCGAGAAUGAAUGA